AGUGCUUAAAACCUAUCCCUAGUUCAUUUAGUGCAAAUAAUGUCGUUAACGCAGUUAGUUAAACAGCGGGGAACAUUAAAAUGUAAAUCAACCAACUUUAAGACGUUUCUAACGCCAUACUUAUCUAUAGCGACGUUGACUGAUGUACAGGCUAGUGAAAUCGAGUGCCGUCUUAGUAAGAUCGAGGAAAUGUAUACGGUGUUUGAUGAAUUACAGGAGCGGAUUGAAGUAGAAUCGGAGAUCCCCCGGGAGCAAUAUGCUGAGCGUACGGAUUUCGACAACCAGUACUUCGCCAUUCUGGCCAGCGCUCGGGAAUUACUUCGCAAGCGUGGCAAGUUGGAUGCGGAAAGUAAGGUUAUGUCUGAGGCCGGUUCCGGUUCGUGCCAGCAUAAAAAUAAUCUGCUUUGGUGAGAGUCAGCGAUGCCAAGGGCGCUCUGCACGUCGUCCGGAUCAUGCUGGACAACUGCAGCUCGACCAACUUCAUCAGCGAGAGGCUGCGCAAUAAGCUGCAGCUUCCGAUAUCGUUUA
This is a messenger RNA of Cydia fagiglandana, 528 nucleotides long. RefSeq lists its product as uncharacterized. NCBI's taxonomy places the organism in Eukaryota, Metazoa, Arthropoda, Insecta, Lepidoptera, Tortricidae. Bases 40 to 411 code for a protein of 123 amino acids. The record is from RefSeq and is a predicted model, not a curated record. The transcript is spliced from 2 exons.